CGACUCAAGAGCGGACACGUCGUCUGAGCCUCCCCCUGCUGGAUGGAGUGAUGAACGAGCACCCACUCAACUCCAUGCUGGCUCUCCACCGGGGCGCGCCAGCUGCGGCAUUCCCGGCCAAAGGAGCGCUGGUCUGAGGCAUCACCGUCUGCUUCGUCCCGCUGACCACAUGGUGCCGGGAAAAUGACAUCCACUAUCGUUAUCGUCGCUUCUUUGCUCAUGUUAAUACACGGCUGCGGUGGUGCCGACUCUGAGGAGCGCCUUAUUAACUGGUUGCUCGGGGAAAACCGCUACAAUCCGCUCAUCCGCCCUGCGGUCAAUCUGUCUGAGAGGGUCACCGUGAAGCUUCAAGUGUCUCUGGCACAGCUCAUAAGCGUCAAUGAAAGGGAACAGUUCAUGACCACCAAUGUCUGGCUCACUCAGCACUGGGUGGAUUACAGGUUAUCGUGGGAUCCUGCCAAGUACGAAGGAAUCGACAAGCUCCGUAUCCCCUCCAGAAAUAUUUGGCUGCCUGAUAUCGUCCUCUAUAACAAUGCCGAUGGGACCUACGAGGUAACGGUCUUCACCAACGUUAUCGUGCUCGCCAACGGCAGCAUUAACUGGCUUCCCCCUGCCAUCUAUAAGAGUGCCUGCAAGAUUGAAGUCAAGCAUUUCCCCUUCGACCAGCAAAACUGCACACUCAAGUUCCGCUCAUGGACCUACGACCACACCGAGAUUGACCUGAUCUUGAAAACGGAGGGCGCCAGCAUUGACGAUUUUACUCCCAGUGGCGAGUGGGACAUCCUGGCACUACCUGGCCGGCGGACUGUCAACCCCCUGGAUCCAACCUAUGUGGACCUCACAUAUGACUUUAUCAUCAAGAGGAAGCCCCUUUUCUACACCAUCAAUCUCAUCAUUCCCUGUGUGCUGAUUACCUCACUCGCCAUUUUGGUUUUCUACCUGCCCUCAGAUUGUGGUGAAAAGAUGACCCUAUGCAUUUCGGUCCUGUUGGCCCUGACUGUCUUCCUGCUCCUGAUCUCUAAGAUCGUCCCCCCGACUUCCCUGGAUGUGCCGCUGAUUGGCAAGUACCUGAUGUUUACCAUGGUGCUGGUGACCUUCUCCAUCAUCACCAGUGUGUGCGUGCUCAACGUUCAUCACCGCUCCCCCAGCACGCACAACAUGCCACCCUGGGUCAAGAUCAUCUUUCUGGUCAAACUGCCAGCCUUGCUGUUCAUGAGACGCCCUCAUGAUAACUCUGCACAUCAGAAGAUGCGACAGCUGCGUUGUGUCCGAUCAGGGAGGACAAUUCUGGGCUUGGAUUACCCAGUCGCAUCGAAAACUAGUUUGCCCAAGAUGUCUUCUUCCUUGUUGCCUUCAGACUCUGCUUUCUCCACAGAAGGAGAUAAAGGUACACGCCCUCCUUUGAGUUUAAUCCACCCCAACAGGACUGGCGAUUUGCGAUCCACAGACUGCCUUCCCCGGGAUUUUACCUGCACGCAGGACCGCCAUCUUAGAAGCAAUUCAGACUUACCUGCCGAUGUCAAGGAGGCAGUAAACGGAGUGCGCUUUGUUGCGGAGCACAUGAUGGCGGAUGAUGAGGAUCAAAGUGUGAUUGAAGACUGGAAGUACGUGGCCAUGGUUGUGGAUCGCAUGUUCCUGUGGAUUUUCGUCAUUGUGUGCGUGGUGGGCACACUGGGCCUGUUCCUACAACCCGUCUUCCAAAGUCAGGUGGUUCACCAACAACAGCAGCCCACCUCUGAGAAGCCUCGCAUUUGAUCAGCCAGAAAAUGUUUUUUCAAGUAUUUUGUAAGGGGAAAAAGACAUUGCAAAUGUUCAUAAAAACAUGGGUUAAUGUUUAGCUUGUGUGUGAUUUGCUUUUUUUUCACUUUUCCAUUGUUUUAUUUUUGCAACACUCCAAAAAAGGAGCAGCCACAGGGUAUGCAGAAUACUGUAGAAUGGAUUUUUCUCUUUUUUUGAGAGCAGCGAAACCCAAAUGAACACAAAAUGGUUCAUCCCUGCUUUUUCAACAAUUUUGGGGGGAUUAGAAAAAAUGAUCCUCACAUUUUUACCAUUUGGGGUCUGGCCUCACCAGUG
Syngnathoides biaculeatus (alligator pipefish) is the source of this 2073-nucleotide messenger RNA. RefSeq names its product cholinergic receptor, nicotinic, beta 4 (neuronal) (gene chrnb4). NCBI's taxonomy places the organism in Eukaryota, Metazoa, Chordata, Actinopteri, Syngnathiformes, Syngnathidae. The coding region runs from base 184 to 1755 and encodes 523 amino acids. The record is from RefSeq and is a predicted model, not a curated record. Gene Ontology annotation, molecular function: transmembrane signaling receptor activity; acetylcholine-gated monoatomic cation-selective channel activity. Gene Ontology annotation, biological process: chemical synaptic transmission; signal transduction; nervous system process. The transcript has 7 exons. Gene Ontology annotation, cellular component: synapse; postsynaptic membrane; neuron projection.